This is a messenger RNA of Sphaerodactylus townsendi, 333 nucleotides long. RefSeq names its product prostate stem cell antigen-like. The transcript is spliced from 3 exons. The coding region runs from base 13 to 333 and encodes 106 amino acids. Lineage: Eukaryota; Metazoa; Chordata; Lepidosauria; Squamata; Sphaerodactylidae. The record is from RefSeq and is a predicted model, not a curated record.
UUGUUUUCCAGGAUGAAAAUUCAGAUGAACACUAUUCUGCUGCUUUGUGUCUUAGUGAUACUUUUCAUAGAAAUAGUUGGAGGUGCUGUAUGCCAUGGCUGUGAUUCUGUUAGACCUGAUGACUCGUGUGCUAAACAGCCAUUUGAGUGCACUAUAGACCACCUAUGGCAAUACUGCUACAUUCGAAAAGUUGCAAAAUUGGGAACGACUGUGCAGAUUGUCAAAGGUUGCACCUCAUACUGCCAAGCUGAGUACCGGGUUAUAAAGGUCUUCAGUUUUAAUACUUGGUGCUGCACAACAGACUACUGUAACUCAAUGCGUGUCUUGAAGUAA